AUGAAGAAAUCAUCAUCUUCCUCUGCUAAAAACCUUUGUUCUUGCCUUUGUAAUGCUCAUUUCUUGAAAUGGAGGGCCGGGGAUAUAUGGAGUGUGGCGUGGCACCACCCUGUACCCUGCGUCUUCGCCGCCUCGUUGCUUUUUUUCAUGAUGGUUGAGUACACUCUCCACAUGCUGCCACCCACCGCGCCACCGUUUGAUCUUGGGUUCAUCGCCACCACAACCCUCCACCGGUUACUCGAAUCUCGACCCGCACUCAACACAAUUCUUGCUGGCCUCAAUACGGUUUUCGUAGUAAUGCAAACGACGUACAUACUAUGGACAUGGCUAAUGGAGGGUCGACCAAGGGCGAUGAUCUCAGCUUUGUUCAUGUUCACUUGUAGAGGAAUGCUUGGAUAUGCCACACAGCUGCCAUUGCCCGAGGGAUUUUUGGGUUCCGGUGCAGAUUUUCCGGUUGGAAAUGUUUCGUUUUUCUUGUUUUAUUCGGGGCAUGUAGCUGCAUCGGUUAUUGCAUCUCUAGACAUGAAACGAAUGCAAAGAUGGGAAUUGGCUUAUACAUUUGACAUUCUAAAUGUUUUACAAGUGAUAAGAUUGUUGAGUACGAGAGGUCACUACACGAUUGAUCUGGCUGUUGGCAUUGGCGCCGGAAUAUUAUUCGAUUCCCUGGCUGGAAAGUAUGAAGAUAGCAAGAAAAAAGAGAAGUGUCAUUAG
This is a messenger RNA of Fraxinus pennsylvanica, 711 nucleotides long. NCBI's taxonomy places the organism in Eukaryota, Viridiplantae, Streptophyta, Magnoliopsida, Lamiales, Oleaceae. The record is from the annotation of a GenBank genome assembly.